This is a messenger RNA of Penaeus chinensis, 2812 nucleotides long. Its product is annotated as battenin-like. NCBI's taxonomy places the organism in Eukaryota, Metazoa, Arthropoda, Malacostraca, Decapoda, Penaeidae. The record is from RefSeq and is a predicted model, not a curated record. Gene Ontology annotation, biological process: regulation of intracellular pH. The transcript has 12 exons. Gene Ontology annotation, cellular component: vacuole; membrane. Bases 159 to 2015 code for a protein of 618 amino acids.
CUGAGACAACAUUGAAGCUCUCCCAGCAACUGAGGCCAGAAGCUCUCCAGUGAGCUCUUGGUCGUCCUGGUGUUGAGGUCGUUGUCUUACAGCUUCCUCGCGAGCUCAUUCACUCUCUGUUGUUGUUGCUCGCUGAUCACUUCCGUGUCGCCUUCAGCAUGUCCCCAGGUUCGCAACGAAGGCUUCCGGAGACGAGAGGAGAUGUAGAGCACCGCCUGGGCCUUCUGCAGGAUCAGGAGAGCAACGGGAGGAUUAUCGCCUUUGAUCAGAGUCAAGAUCAUCAAGGAAUCAUCACCACCGGAAUGAAGAAUGAGAAGAACUUAAACGUCGAAAAUGAUAAAAGGAACAACGAAAAUCGUGAUGAAAAAGAACCCAUGAUAAAAGAUAGGAAUGGAAGAGACGAGAAUCAGGAAGAGAAAGAAUCCAUCAUAAAAGAAAGGAAUGAAAGAGGCGAGGAAGAGAAAGAACCCAUGAUAAAGAAAGGGAAUGAAAAAAGCGAGAAUCAGGACGAGAAAAAACACACAACAAAAGAAGGGAAUGAAAGAGGCGAGAAUCAGGAAGAGAAAGAACCCAUGAUAAAGGAAGGGAAAGAAAAAGGCAAAGGAAAAGACGAAAGAAGAAACAGUAAUAAAACACAAGAAGAGGAAGAGAGACCGACUGACCACGGAAAACGGGGUCUAGACCGGCAACGUAGAUACAGGGACCUUCUAGCGUAUUGGCUACUCGGUUUUUGUAACAAUUUCACGUACUGGGUUAUGAUCACGGCCGCCUACGACCUACUCACGCCCGAGACACAACAAAUGUACGUGGAGAGAUCGCAAGACCAAGGACACUUAACGGACCUACAGCAGGCGAGCUUCUACAGGAAUCCUACAGCUGCUCAAGGCGAAGGAGGAGGAGGAGGAGGAGAAGGAGGAGGAGGAGAAGAAGGAGGAGGGGCGUCUUGGCCAAAUGUGUCUUCGCAACUCUCCGUUGUCAACACCUUCAAGUGUCAGAGACAUUCUACUGGGGCAAUCCUCAUCGCUGACACCCUGCCUGCCACAGCCCUCACCCUCGCAGCACCUGUGGUACUACUAGUCGCUGUGAACCUACGAGUGGCGUUCAUUUGCAGCCUUUGUGUUGCUUCUUACCUUACGCUAGGCCUUGCACCUCCUAAGUUCGUGUUCCUGGGUGUGGCACUGGCUUCGGCUUCGAGGGGUUUCUCCGAUACGACAUUCCUCGGACACGCGUCUCGGUAUCACAAACACGUCCUCUCGGUCUGGUCUUCGGGCACGGGAAUCGCCACCUUCAUGGGUCCUCUCCUAUACGCCUCUCUCACCACGGCAGGAGUCGAUCCACGGCGCGCCCUGCUCUCCUUCCUCAUGGUCCCCGCUGUCAUCGCAUUGAGUUUUUGUUGCGUUCUGAGCAACCACGAAGACCGCAGCGCGAGAUCGGACGUGGAAAAGGUGCUUGAGGUCGAGAGAGAUUUGCCGAAGAAGAAAAGUAUGGCCGUUAAGAUUCAAGAGAAACUCGAUCUCUUCAUGAGAGCGCAAAAAUACAUCUUUCCCUUAUCCGUUUUCUACAUGAUGAUGUACUUAACGAACCAGGGUUUGCUGGAAAUGGUAUUCUUCCCCGGGUCCAUCCUGACACACGCGCAGCAGUACAGCUGGAGCAACACGACGCGCUGUCUGGGCACUCUGAUCUCCAGAAGUGCCCACAAGUUCUUCCUCAUACCCAAUGCAUGGAUAUACAAUGGGCUAGCUCUGGCGAUACUCGUCGCGGUGGGUACAGAAGCCUAUUACCAUUACCUUCCCUCUGAGUACAUCGUCUUCUCACUGUUAUUCCUUCAAGGACUCCUAGAGGGCGCUGCCUUCAGGACUACUGUGUUUAGGAUACAAAACAAGACAACUGAAAAAGAACAAGAGUUUUGUCUCGGUGUCUUUCCAGUAUCACUGUUUCUACCUGCAGUGCUUGCCGGUCUCGCAUCUCUCCCUAUACAUGACUAUCUGUGCGCGAAUCACUUGUACGCUCAGUAGAUCCCCGUUUUAAAGAAGAGGAAAAUAAAAACAAGGACAAGAAAGGAUGUAUUUGUUCUUGCCUACUGAUUUUUUUAUCUGAAUUCAUAAGGCAAAAGGAGAAGCAAGUUUAUGAACAUAUUGAAAGAUGUAAUUUAGAGUGUCUUUAUAAAAGCCUUCGUGUUUUAAGGUCGAUUUGUGUUGGGUUAAAACUGAUAUAAGCACAUUGCUAUACGUAUUAUAUUAGAUUUAUGGAUUACUAACAUAAUGCUAUGUUCUCAUUGCCAUCCAUUGUAUCUUUUGUAACUUUACUUAGGAAUUGAAAAUGUCUUAUUCUGUAAAUAGUUUAUUCAAAAGCAAACUUGUCUAUUAUUCUUGCUGGAGACAUAACUUAUUAAAUAAAUAGAAACUGCUCAUAUAUCUAUUCAAAACAAAAUGUUAUCUCUUCAUGCAUAUUUCACAGAAAAGAUGUUAUUUUACCAUCUCGUCCCUUCAUUAACAUUAGUCAGCAUUUCUCUCUUCUGAUGAUGAUGUAUUACUGAAUAUAGUAUAUUUUUAAAUUCAUGAACACGUGUACAAAUGUCAAAGUACAAAUUAUCAUUUUCGUUCUAAAAGUUAAAAUACUACUUGAAUUGGAAUUAUAAUUUUAUGAGAAAAAGAAAAAUGAAGUUAACUGUUGUGACCUCAUGAAGAUGUGAUACUUUAACGUCUAAUGCAUUUUGUUUUUCAGUUAGAUAUCUAGAUGAAUGUUCUUUUUACUUUAAGUCUAGACAGACUAUAAAUUUAAAUAUAUAAUAAAAAUAAAAGUUACUUUAUAA